AUGGAUUCUACUACUACGUCUGCUGGGAUUCCUACGGAUAGGUAUCCAAUCAUCCAUUCGCGCUCUCUUGACGUGCCUGCAAUUACCGCGAGAUUGGCACCCAUCCGACUCAAUAUCAACGAGUUACCUAUAGAAAUCUUCACCUAUAUCCUAUACUCUCUCCGAGACAUCGAUCCACCGUUGGCAGGCGAACGCAGGCUAGGUUGGGUGAACGUUACGUUCGUCUGCUCCGCUUGGAGAAAGCUAGCGCUAUCAUACCGCUUGCUGUGGACGCACCUUCCCUUCGGUAUGGGCGGUUCUUGGUAUCGCGUAUUUCUGGAACGCAGUCAUCCCCAGCCGGUCGAUGCCGAUCUUGAAUCAGGGUAUGACCUCAAUUACCUGGACAUCGUAUCUCGAAGCUUCACUCGAGUUCGCAGCCUGUCUGUGUCGGUCUCGUAUGGUCUCGUCUACUUCGGAGUGACGGAUCCGGUCCACGCACUCAUCAUGCGACCUUCCGAAACCCUAGAAACUCUCGUCCUCCACAGAUAUUGGAAAAAGUGUCACUUCCCACGAGCCCUAUCCCACCUAUACCCAUCCCUUCGUACCCUCCACCUCAUCUUCGAGCUGAUGCAAGCGGAGGAGUUCCCCUGGGUUAACGUGGGGAAUACUCCCGGUCUUGUAGACCUCAAGAUCCACUUGAAACAACACGAACACGACGACCAAUGUCUUGCGGACAUCAUGUCAAUCUUGACAAGAGGAACUGCGCUCAAAUCGUUCGAUCUGCGGUUAUCUCCCGGCAUUCAUCAACGCGCACCGUCGCGCACCGUCCACGCCUCUCUGAGUCAGGCGGGCCUGCCGCGACUCAACAACUUAGCGUUGUGCCUGGAGGGAGACGUGCUCGUGCAUAUCCUGAACAGCAUCACCCUCCCGGAUUCGACGGAAAUUGUAUUGGAUCCAACCGGCGACAUGGAAGAAACGUCUUUGACCCGCAUCUUCCUCCCCUGGAUCGCAUCACGAUGGAAGGCGGCGCCUCCCAGCAGUCUGGCGUUUUCUACCAAUGGUCGUCCCAAUAGAUCGACUCAGAUCAUUGUAGAACGCGAUUCACUGUUACCCAAAUGCGCAGUGUCUAUGCGAAUAGCUGUCGAGGGGACCACCUGGGACCACUUCUCGGACAUCCUAUGCAGACUUCAUCCUGACUCAAUACGGAGCCUCGUAAUCAAGCCCCCAGCCGGGCUCUCACCGGAAGAAUCCCAACAACUGUCGCAAAUAUCCACGAUCUGCAGCAACAUCACCCACAUCGAGAUCACGUCUUCCGAUGCUAGUGCAGGAGUCCUAGAGAGCACUCUGAAACGGAUAUUGCUCCCAGCUACCAAUACGACGGCACCCCAUCCAUUCCCUAGCCUCACGGCGCUAGACCUCACCUGCUUAGACAAGGGUUCCCUGUCGAGGCGAUGCACCCACGAUGAUGACCCCAAACCAUACCGCGUCAUGCCCCCGACGCUCGCACAGUCCAUUGUAGGCAUUAUGAAAGAGAGGCGAGGUAUCGAUGGCGAUACGGCGCGCAUAUUCCUGAGGGAAUGGACGGGUGAGAUGACCCAGUUCAUAGAGAGCGUGCGGGACGUCGCGCGCACCAUACCCGGCGCGAUCUUUCUACCAGAGGGAACCAGUGUACCACAGGAGUAG
Molecule: messenger RNA, 1662 nt
Organism: Peniophora sp. CBMAI 1063
Lineage: Eukaryota; Fungi; Basidiomycota; Agaricomycetes; Russulales; Peniophoraceae
Source: the annotation of a GenBank genome assembly